Stomoxys calcitrans (stable fly) is the source of this 1987-nucleotide messenger RNA. Its product is annotated as UDP-glucuronosyltransferase 2A1-like. The transcript is spliced from 6 exons. NCBI's taxonomy places the organism in Eukaryota, Metazoa, Arthropoda, Insecta, Diptera, Muscidae. Gene Ontology annotation, molecular function: UDP-glycosyltransferase activity. Bases 357 to 1946 code for a protein of 529 amino acids. The record is from RefSeq and is a predicted model, not a curated record.
AAAAUAAACACACACGUACAUUUAUUUCUAUAAUUAAUUUUCCUGGUGUGCGUCGAUGUUGUGGGGUCCUUGUCAGUGUCGUGUUAAGUGUCAUGACCGGAAUAAAUAAAUUCGUUCGGUUGGAAAUGAAGUGGCAAUAGUCAUAAACCAUAAUUCGAAACGGAAAGUGGUUGCCCUCUUGAGAGCUGUGUUCGUGAUUUAAUUUGUGUUUCCAUUUAUUCCUGCCACACCAUAGUGUCUUCCUUUUUCAAAUUAAACAUAGGCCUAUAUAAAUAAAUUUAUACAUCGAAGACAAAUACGAAAACAAAAAGAGAGAAAAAAAAGAACAAAUCAAAAAAUUAAGAAACAAAAAAGAAAUGAAUUUGAUUUGGAUGAUUUUAAUCUCAUUACAAUUAAGCAGUGCCGAGCAUAUUUUAAUGGUGACUAUGGGUGGUACGAAAUCCCACAAAAUACCAUUUUGGGAAUUGGCCAAAGGUCUGAUCAAAAAAGGACAUCAUGUAACAUUUCUCAAUGGAUUUAAAGCAGAUUUUCACAUGGAAGGUCUUAAGGAAAUCACCCCAAUGCAUUUGGUUGAAUACAUUCAAAACUACACUGACUGGGAUUUGGUAGGAGCUCGUUAUGCCCAAAAAGCUCCUUUGUCCAUUUGGAAGGCAUUGCGGUAUCCGGCUGAGUCAUGCAACAGUUUGUUGGAGGCCGAUGCCCAAAGUGGAGUUACCGUUACGGAUGACUUAUUGACACAGAGAUUCCAUUUGGCAAUUGUAGAUGGAGCAUUUCCGGAAUGUGCAUUGGGUAUCGUACAUCGCCUGGGUCUGCCAUUCAUGUUUAUCAAUACGGUAGGCUUCUACACAGGAAGUCUGGCAAUGGCAGGAAAUCCAAUUACUUAUGCCGUAACUCCUCAUGUCUUUACAGCAUUUACAGAGACAAUGAAUCUUUUGCAGCGAGUGGAGAAUUCUCUGAUACAUCGCUUGGCCGAUAUACUGCACAUGUAUUAUACCAAUCAAGUGCAUGGUGUCCUGAUGAAACACUUCGGUGCCAGCAUACCCCAUCCCUAUGCACUGAUGCAGAACGUUUCCAUCAUAUUGCAGAAUGGCCAUGCCAGCAUAACAAAUGCAAGACCAUUCUAUCCGAAUGUUAUCGAAAUUGCAUGCAUUCACUGCAGGCCCGCAGGCUGUCUACCACUAGACCUGGAAGAGUUCAUGGAAUCAGCUCCGGCGGGUGUAAUAUUUUUUUCAAUGGGUUCAUCGGUGAGAGCGGCAAAUGUGCCUGAGGAAUUUCGCCGUUUGCUCGUCGAGGUAUUUUCUCGUUUACCGCAAUAUCAUGUCCUAUGGAAGUGGGAUGCAGGUGGCUCGACAACGCAUCAAAAUAUGAGCGCGGUCACAAAGAAUGUCCGUUUGAGUGGCUGGCUGCCGCAACAGGACAUAUUAGGACACCGGAAGAUGAAGGCUUUCGUCACACAUGGCGGCCUGCUCAGCAUGUUCGAAGCCAUUUAUCAUGCGGUUCCUAUGGUGAUGCUGCCCGUGUUCUGUGAUCAUGAUGUAAAUGCAGCUAAAGCCGAAUCGGAUGGAUAUGCCAUACGAUUGCCACUUGAAACGAUUACAGCAGAUAAACUCUAUCAGGCCAUAAUUGCGAUUUUGAACAAUGGCCAAUAUAAACGAAAAGUCCAAGAGAAAAGUCAAUUGUUGUUGGAUCAAAUCACCACACCACUGGACACAGCAAUAUUUUGGUCUGAAUUCCUUAUGAGACAUAACGAUGUUUCCCAUCUGCAAUCUCCAGUGCGGCAUAUGAGUUGUUUCAUAUACUAUUCGCUGGACUUGAUUGGCAUCUCCAUGUUUGUUUUUGGUGGCAUUCUCAUAAUUUUGUCGAAAAUCUUGAUGUAUGUGUGGCAGCAUGGAAAUAGAAGACACUUACGCCAUAGGCGUCAAAAUAAGUAUUUAAAACAGUAUUAAGUAAUAGUGUAGAAACGAGAUUUUCUGAGAAAAAUAUGUUU